GGUUACCAAUCGUUAUCCGCAACAAAUUAAUAACAUAACUAUUAAUAAUACAGCUGUUUUAAAAAUUUAUCGAUAAUUAGUUUCACACUCAGAGCAAUUUGCAGCACCAAAGAAAAUGUAUAAAAGUUGAGCGAAAAGAGUGCUGACCACUUGAUUUAUAAUAUAAAAAAUAAACAAACACAGUUGAUUAUUUAACUAUAAUUUGUAGACCUAUAUUUCGUUUACGCGAUACUGCCAAUAACUCGUGCUACAAUAAACAACUUCUGUGGAGCAUGUUUACAAGAUUUGGAUAAAUCAAAAAGCACACAACUGCAACAUAAUUUGAAAGACACUCUCAAUUGGCAGAUGGAAUACAACCGAUAACAAGAUUGAAUUUAACCAUGCCAACUCGUUUUUUGCCAUAACUGUUAUACCAAAAUCGGCAUAUUUUGCAAAUUUGCAGAGAUGUCCAUCUGUUCAAAAAUUGCUCUUAGCGAGAUAACGGCCGAAAAUCUCGAAAUAAUGGAAAAUACUAAAUUUAAACUGAUAUGCGCAACAUGCUUUAAAGUUAAAUUGGGGAAUCGUGCUUUUUCUCCUGAGCAACAGAAUUUCAUGCAACUUUUCAGGAAUUAGUGAUAAACCAUCUCUAGCUAAAGCUAUAUGUAAACAUUGCACUCAGAAAUGUGAAACAUUUCUUGAAUUUCAAAAGACAGUGCAAAGGAGUCAACAAUAUCUCAAAUCCACUAUAGAUAUGAUAGGACUAGAUGAGAAACUUAAACAAAAUAUACAUGAAAAUGGCACUGAGGGAAGCGAACACAAUCCACAACUCUUGCGCAUCAACAAAAGAGAACUUGAUUUUUCCGAAACUGGCAGUGAAUCUGAAAUAGAUAAAAUUAUAAUUGAUUCAUCCACUGCAGUAAAUCAAUGUCCAUUUUGUCAACGAAAGUUUAAACGCAAGACCCACUUAAAUGGCCAUGUCAGAUUGGUCCACGAAGGGAUUCGUCCCCAUAAAUGUGGCUUUUGCGAACGCUCAUUUGGACUGCCCAGAACCUUACGCAUCCAUAUAAUGGGUCACACAAAAGAGCGUCCCUUUACGUGCAACAUUUGUCAGAAAUCGUUUCGGCAAAAGACUGAAUUGAAUCUUCAUAUGAAUAACCAUUUGUCUAACUCGGAAUUUAGAUGUCCAAUUUGCUCGCGUGAUCGCGCUAGCCAAGAGGACCUAGACUCCCACAUAUCUCGGCACAAUAACUAGGAAGGAUAUCAGUGCAGUACGUGUGGACGAAAAUUUAAGAGACGUUGUCAUCUGAAAGAACACGGUGAUGCAGUGCAUCUAAAGCCCAUACUAACUGUGGAAAGGCUUUCGGCGCACACAAAACCCUCUACACACAACAAAGGACGCACACUGGAGAACGCCCAUACAAUUGCCAUAUGUGUAAUAAACCGUUUUCGAGUAAGGCAAGUCUUUCUCGACAUGUACAUUCUCAUAAUGAAACGCUCGUGAAAGAAAAACUUAUUGAGUAAAUAUAUUAGUCACCAAAAAUGAAA
Messenger RNA from Drosophila mojavensis, 1524 nucleotides. RefSeq names its product adult enhancer factor 1-like. NCBI's taxonomy places the organism in Eukaryota, Metazoa, Arthropoda, Insecta, Diptera, Drosophilidae. The record is from RefSeq and is a predicted model, not a curated record. Gene Ontology annotation, molecular function: DNA-binding transcription factor activity, RNA polymerase II-specific; RNA polymerase II cis-regulatory region sequence-specific DNA binding. Gene Ontology annotation, biological process: regulation of DNA-templated transcription. The transcript has 2 exons. The coding region runs from base 731 to 1231 and encodes 166 amino acids.